AUGGCAUUUCACGGUACCAGAGGUGGAUCUCGUGGCAGAGGCUCUGGAUCAGGAGCGCCCAGAGGCCGAGGGGGGGCACGUGGAGGUUCACGUGGAGGUGCUCGAGGGGGACCUCGUGGUGGUGCUCGUGGACGCGGUGGAUUUAGAGGCGGAAAAAGACCUAUUUUUGACAGUGCAAGAGUUGCUCAGCAAAAAGAACGGGACGAUCAAAAGUCGGACUCUGAAAGUCCAUCUGAGGUGGAGGAAGAUAUUGAAAGUGAAGAUGAUUCCAGCGAUGAGGACGACACGGAGCCUGCGCCCACUGUACGCUCUUAUUCAGUUCUCAUGCAAAGUCUUACGGCGGAUUCUGCACCCCAGGCCAAGAGAAGAAAAUUAGAGCAUCCUACUGAUGUCAAAGAAUUAUCUGGAAGCGAUUCUGAGGAUCUUGAAGACCAAGCAGAGGACGCUGAUGUUGUCGUGGAAGCGGAGGAAGGGCCGGAAACUGCCACCGACGGGCUCCUGGAAGAAGAGAACGACGAUGAAGAUGCUUCAGAUCCCUUUGAAUCACACUUUGCGGACCCAGAGGAUAAUGCCUUGUCAAAAAGAUUGAAGGCAUUACAGUUGAACCAGUUGACCACUCAGAAGACCCUGCUGCCCAACUUUGGAAAGGCUGUGAUCAGUCUGCCUCAGACGGAUGAUGCUGAACCCGGUAUAAUCCCUACAGUAUCUGGGCCUGGUGAUUUGAAAUUGAAGCAAAAGCUGGCGGGUGUCAUCUCAAAGCAAAGGCCAACUUUCCACCCUUUGGAGAAAUCUAUUGCUACGUAUAUGUUCAAUUACCAAGAUGUCUUGUAUUGCGAGCGGAGCCCCGUUAACUCGGAAAGCCUACGGCGAUUGGCAUGCUUACAUGCUGUCAAUCAUGUUUUCAAAACUCGAGAUCGUGUAAUUAAGAACAACGCCCGUCUUGCUAAAGAAGAAAAGGAAGAUCUCGAAUUGAGAGACCAAGGCUUCACUCGCCCUAAAGUCCUCAUGAUCCUCCCAACGCGGGAAUCGUGCGUUCGAAUGGUCAAUUCAAUCACAUCUUUAUGUGAACCGGACCAACAAGAGAACCGGAAACGUUUCGAUGAUUCAUACGUUGAGAAGGGGGAGAAGUUCUCGGAAGACAAGCCUGCCGAUUUCCGAGAACUCUUCGGAGGCAAUGAUGAUGAUAUGUUCAGACUUGGACUCAAAUUUACUCGAAAGACCAUCAAGUACUUCUCUCAAUUCUAUAACUCGGAUAUUAUAUUUGCCAGCCCUCUAGGCUUGCGGAUGGCCCUCGAGGGAAAAGAGGAGAACAAGGGUGAUUACGACUUCUUGAGUUCAAUUGAGAUAGUCAUAGUCGACCAAGCCGAUGCUCUACUGAUGCAAAAUUGGGAGCAUGUCGAAUACAUCUUCGAGCGCCUCAAUCUUCAACCAAAGGAGGCGCAUGGCUGCGAUUUCAGCCGAGUCCGAAGCUGGUAUUUAGACGACAACGCCAAAUACUUCCGCCAGACCAUUGCACUGGCAGGUUUCAACACCCCUGAACUCAACACUUUGUUCUUCAAUCAGUCGAAGAAUUGGGCAGGGAAGGUCAAGAUCAAUGAUAAUUACCAGGGUGCUAUCCAAGAGCUAGGAUUGAAGGUCAAACAGACCUUCUCGCGACUCGACUCGCCUUCUUUCUCCACGGAUCCAGAUGCUAGAUUUACUUACUUCACAUCAGCCAUCAUUCCAUCUUUGACUCGUCGCUCAAAAGACAGUGCUGGGACUGUCAUAUUCAUCCCUUCAUACCUGGACUUUGUUCGAGUAAGAAACUACUUCUCAACAUCUCCUUCUACGAGCAACUUGUCUUUUGGCAGUAUCUCGGAAUACACAACUGUUCGAGACGUAGCAAGAGCUCGAUCGCAUUUCUUCAGCGGGAGACAUAAUGUACUUCUCUAUACGGAGCGCGCGCAUCAUUUCAGGAGAUAUCAGUUGAGGGGCGUGAGAAAAGUGAUUAUGUACGGAUUACCUGACAAUCCAAUCUUCUACAAAGAGAUAGUGGGCGGUUACUUAGGAAGAAGUGUACAAGAGGGGAAACUAGCACCUGGAGAUGGGACAGCCAGAGCCAUAUUUUCGAAAUGGGACGUGCUAAAGCUUGAGAGGAUAGUUGGGACUGAGAGGGUUGGGAAAAUGAUUAUGGAGAAGGGAGAUACCUUCGAUUUCCUGUAG
Molecule: messenger RNA, 2202 nt
Organism: Lachnellula hyalina
Lineage: Eukaryota; Fungi; Ascomycota; Leotiomycetes; Helotiales; Lachnaceae
Gene: utp25
Product: U3 small nucleolar RNA-associated protein
Exons: 3
Coding region: 1-2202 (733 amino acids)
Biological process (GO): maturation of SSU-rRNA from tricistronic rRNA transcript (SSU-rRNA, 5.8S rRNA, LSU-rRNA)
Cellular component (GO): nucleolus; small-subunit processome
Molecular function (GO): rRNA binding; U3 snoRNA binding
Source: RefSeq, a predicted model, not a curated record